Molecule: messenger RNA, 618 nt
Organism: Monoraphidium neglectum
Lineage: Eukaryota; Viridiplantae; Chlorophyta; Chlorophyceae; Sphaeropleales; Selenastraceae
Exons: 1
Source: RefSeq, a predicted model, not a curated record
GUCAUGCUGCGCCUCAACACCCCCCAUCUGCGCCCGCCACCGCCUCCAGACAGCGGGGGCAGCAGUGGUGGCAGCAGUGGCGGCAGCGGCGAUCCCACAAGCCCGCCGGUGGUAAUCACGGCCUCCCACUUCCUGCCGCACCCCGCUCUGCCGUGCUCCCCCUUCGUGCCUGAGCUCCGGAAAGCGGUCGGCUGCGCGGCGCUGCUGGGCCAGCUGGCCGCUCUGGGGUCCUCAUGCCACGUCUACGGCCACACACACAUCAACGCCAGCGCUGCGCUCGACGACGGCCAUGCUGCUGCGAUGGACGGUGCCCCCUUGUCGCACUGUGCUGUCGUGACGCCUGCUGCGCCUGCAGCUGCCGCCACCAUGAGCGACAGGGGCAGCCGUGGGGACGGCUGUCAUAGCAUGCAGCGGCGGGAGGCGUCGCCGGAGGGUGGCGCCGGCGGCGGUGGCCGGCAGUACGUGCAGUACGCGCUUGAGGCAGCCUUUGAUGACAUCAGCGUGACCAGGCGGGGCGCCACGGGGCUGCCCGGCCUGGCAUGCGUGUUUGGCGGGCAGAGGCUGACCCAGAGCCUUGUGCUGGCCGACAUCGCGACUGGGAAGCUGGACGGUAGCUAG